This is a messenger RNA of Ichthyophthirius multifiliis, 900 nucleotides long. RefSeq lists its product as hypothetical. Gene Ontology annotation, cellular component: cytoplasm; nucleus. The transcript has 4 exons. Gene Ontology annotation, molecular function: heat shock protein binding. The record is from RefSeq and is a predicted model, not a curated record. Lineage: Eukaryota; Ciliophora; Oligohymenophorea; Hymenostomatida.
AUGGCUAAACAAAAACAAAUCAAUAAAAAAGGAAAAAAAGAUUAAAAAAAUAAAAAAGAAACUUAAAAUGAAUAUGAAAAAGAUGAAUAAAAAAAACAAUAAAAAAAUGAAGAAAACACUAAUGAAAAUCAACAAAUAGACGAUUUAUAAACUUAAAAAAUAACAUUAUAUAAUUUACUUGAUGUCCCAAAAACAGCAUCUAUUGAAGAAAUUAAAAAAGCUUAUAAAUAAUUAGCCUUGAAAAUUCAUCCUGAUAAAAAUAAAGAUGAUCCUACAGCUAAAGAAAAAUUUUAAAAAAUUGUUGAAGCAUAUAAUAUUUUAUCAGAUCCAAAUAAGAAAAAAGAAUAUGAUGAAACAGGAUCAUAUGGAGAUGAUUUUAAUUAAUAAGCUUUUGAAUCUGCUUAUUCUUUUUAUAGAAGUAUAUAUAAAAAAGUUGAAAAAAAAGAUAUUGAUGAUUUUGCUACAAAAUAUAGAAAUUCAGAUAUGGAAGAAGAAGAUUUAAUUAACUUUUAUAAUGAAAAUAAAGGAAAUAUUAAUAGUAUAUUAGAGUGUAUUCCUUUAAGUAGAAAUGAAGAUAUAGAUCGAUUUAUUAAAAAAUAUGAAUAAUUAAUAAAAGACGGAAAAAUAAAGAAUUUAAAAGCUUUUUCUACAAGUUAGAAACAAAUUAGUUUAUUAGAUGAAAAUGAAGAAGAGGGAUUUUAAGAAGCAAAUGAUGAUCUUAAAGAAUUAACUAUGUAAAUUUUAAGUAAGAAAUAAAAUUAAAUGAGCUUUUUGGAUAUGAUUGAAUAAAAAUAUUCGUAGAAAUAAAAUAAAAAAACGAAAAAAUAAAACGUUGAGAACAAUGAACAGGAGAAUUAAAAUGGUAAUAAAGUUCAAUAAAAGAAGCUUAAAAAAAAAUGA